Molecule: messenger RNA, 1548 nt
Organism: Doryrhamphus excisus (bluestripe pipefish)
Lineage: Eukaryota; Metazoa; Chordata; Actinopteri; Syngnathiformes; Syngnathidae
Source: RefSeq, a predicted model, not a curated record
UGUGCUUAACGGAAGAGAUAUUAUUAUUAUUUUUUUUUGUCCAUGCGAGUCUUAGGUGGACAUAAAUUGUGAGUGAAGGGAUUGCGGAGUGGUGACGCAUGUGUGGAUAAUGUAACAAAUGUCUCUUGGAACAAUGAAACGUCUCAAAAUGGUGGCCUGUGGCGAUGUGACGGACAGCUUUAUUAUUACCAAAAGUGCAUCCCAACGAUGGACGAGCUGCUGCAUCCUACUAAGAUGACCCUUCACCUUUGUCUCCCUCUGCUGGCCAUGCUGCUGCAGCCCACCCUCUGUCUCUACAACUGCUCCUCUGAGUAUGACAGAGUACCAGACAGUUCUGACCUGAUGGUGGACUGCGGCACCCGCGUAAUCACCCUGGAGAUCAACCUCUGCACAGCCCAGUGGGCGGGCUUCAACUCCUCCAACAUGGCGCUGAACAGCAAGCACAACAUCACAGAAUGCCAGGGCUCCGUCGACUCCACCGUGGACCCGCCCAUCAUCCGAUACCAACUUCCGGUCAACGACAGCGCCGACAAUCUGUGUCGGCAGUCACUCCAGAUCGUGGACGAGGCCCCGGAUCCCACAGGCCCUUUCAGCAACUUCCUGAGCAUCCAGUCAGUCAUCAUCACGGGCUUCAUCGACACCCCCAGAUCGGAGCAGGGGGUGAUCAGCUACUCCACGGACCUCUACUACCACUUCUCCUGCCGCUACCCUUUGGAGUACCUCCUCAACAACACACACAUCGUGGCCUCCUCAGUUUCGGUGGCAACAAGCGACAACAACGGGACCUUCAUCGACACCCUAAAAAUGAGUGUUUUUAAUGAUUCCAACUACAACUAUCCGUUAAUCGUACCUUCCACUGGGCUGCAGCUGCGAACAAGAGUCUACGUGGAAGUAAAGGCAGUGAACCUGACCGGAAAUUUCCACGUGCUGCUGGAUCACUGCUUCGGAACGCCGAAUGCGUACAACAUGUCUCACAAUGAGCAGCACAACUUCUUCACUGGAUGCUCAGUCAACGAAAGAGUGAUCGUAGGCAGCAACGGAGUCUCCAAGAUGGCCCGUUUCGACUUUGAGGCCUUCCGCUUCAUUCAGCACCGUGACCAGGCAAAGUCCAGCAUCUACUUGCACUGCAUCCUCAGACUCUGCGAGCCCACCAAAUGUCAAGAACUGCUGAACGCUUGUAACACCAGAAGAAAAAGAUCCCUGACUCCUUUCGGACAAGAGAGCAGCGAAUCCGCUACUGUUUCUGUCGGACCGCUGUACACCUCCGGGGAAGAAACAGACAGGCCUGCCGCAGCUCCCUACCCUUUAAGUGACACUGCGACAUCAGAGAGGCAUGACACGGACAUAACAGGCCUGGUGGUCGGCGUCGUUUUUGGCUCGGCCGCCUCCGCUCUGCUGGUCCUUGGCGGCUGGUUUGUUCUGAAGAAAUUUUAUUGGGCGGGACCUCAUGCCUUUAACUGAGAUAUUGUUUAUAUUUUUUCUACCUAAUCUGAGGUUUAUUUGGAAUUUACAAAAAUUAGAGAUUUAAAAAAAAAACAAAAAAACAAA